CCCUCAAACCCUAGUUUCGCAUUGUACGUUUGGCGCAGCGAAGCACUCUUAAUUCUUCAGUCGUCUCCCAUUACCUUUUAUUUGGGGUGUAAAAAUGUCGCUUGGAGAGACUGCUUGCAGCUACGCAGCUCUCAUCCUUCACGAUGAUCGAAUUCCGGUCACUGCUGAUAAGAUCUCUACCUUGUUGAAAAGUGCAAAGGUUGAAGUAGAAUCGUAUUGGCCCAGCUUAUUUGCUAAACUUGCUGAGAAGCGAAAUUUUGAGGAUUUGAUAGCGAAUGCUGGAGGCGGUGGGGCUUCAGUUGCUGUUGCAGCCGCCCCAGUUGCUGCUGCAGGUGGUGGCAGUGCUGCUGCCGCCGCUGCUCCUGCUGCCGAGGAGAAGAAAAAGGAAGAACCUCAAGAAGAAAGUGAUGAUGAUAUGGGAUUUAGCUUGUUUGAUUAGUAAACUUCUCAUUUUCUAUAUAUUGUGGUCAAUUUUGUGGUUAUUUAAGGUUACUAACUCUAUGGAUUAUGUAGGUUUUCUUUUUAGUGUUGGUUAUUUACCUCGUGAUUUUGUAGUGCCAUGAACUUCGGAAUGUGGGUUUGUCCAUUUGAGAAUUCAGAGUGCAGAAGUGUUUACAUUUUUCUCUUUCCUCCCCAUUCCAUUUGUCCAUUGUUAUCUCGUACCCCCUUUAUGUCUUAACAUGGUUGCUGAACCUGACUUCGAUAAUUGGUACCGACCCCGUAUUUAUCUUCUUGAUUGGUACACAAUGGA
Molecule: messenger RNA, 751 nt
Organism: Gastrolobium bilobum
Lineage: Eukaryota; Viridiplantae; Streptophyta; Magnoliopsida; Fabales; Fabaceae
Product: large ribosomal subunit protein P1-like
Exons: 4
Coding region: 95-439 (114 amino acids)
Biological process (GO): translational elongation; cytoplasmic translation
Cellular component (GO): cytosolic large ribosomal subunit; ribosome
Molecular function (GO): protein kinase activator activity; structural constituent of ribosome; ribonucleoprotein complex binding
Source: RefSeq, a predicted model, not a curated record